ACCUCAGGCCGCACCUCCCGCGUCGGGCCACGCCCUCCGAGGCUCCGCCCCCGACGCCGGAUCCCACCCCUCUGUCCGCAGGACCCCGAGCCCCAAUGAUCCUGCAGCAGCCUCUGGAACGAGGCCCCCCGGGCCGGGCCUUGCGCGACGCGCGGGCUGCCCCGGGGCUGACGCGGAGCCUGGAAGCCAGCUCCCCUCUCCGAGGAGCUGUGCCCCUGAGCACCAAACGGCGCCUGAAGGAGGAGCAGGAGCCCUUGCGCAAGCAGUUCCUUUCUGAGGAGAACAUGGCCACCCACUUCUCUCGACUGAGCCUACAUAAUGACCACCCCUACUGCAGCCCCCCCUCGGCCUUCCCGCCAGCCCUGCCCCCGCUCAGAAGCCCUUGCUCCGAGCUGCUUCUCUGGCGCUACCCUGGGAGCCUGAUUCCCGAGGCCCUCCGGCUGCUGAGGCUGGGGGGUACUACCGGUCCCCACUACCCUGCAACGCCAACCGGGGACACAAUGGAGCUCUGAGCCCUGCUGCCCGUGUACCUUCCCACCUGCUUCUUGCCCCACCACCGCAGAGACAAGCAGCCCCCCUGGGAGACAAGGUGCUGGUCUCUCCUCCAGACCACGUGCCAGGGCAUCAGGACCUUUCCAGUAGCGGACCCAGAGCUCCAUGGGUGGGAGGGGCAGAGCAAGGGAAGACGGGUACUAAAUGAAUAAAGAUUGCUGAACAGUU
Messenger RNA from Dipodomys ordii (Ord's kangaroo rat), 720 nucleotides. RefSeq names its product host cell factor C1 regulator 1 (XPO1 dependent) (gene Hcfc1r1). Lineage: Eukaryota; Metazoa; Chordata; Mammalia; Rodentia; Heteromyidae. The coding region runs from base 96 to 512 and encodes 138 amino acids. The transcript is spliced from 4 exons. The record is from RefSeq and is a predicted model, not a curated record.